AUGCAUCCUGAUCAGAGAAAAAAGUCAUCCGUGGAUGUGGACUUCUUUACUGAAUAUGGUGAAGGGAGCAGAUACAGAAUAGAGGAAGUAAUUGGUAAAGGAAGCUAUGGUGUUGUCUGCUCUGCAUAUGAUACACACACUGGCGAAAAGGUUGCAAUAAAGAAAAUCAAUGACAUAUUUGAACAUGUUUCCGAUGCUACUCGCAUUCUUCGUGAGAUUAAGCUUCUUAGACUUUUACGCCAUCCUGAUAUUGUGGAGAUCAAGCAUAUUCUCUUACCUCCUUCUAGAAGGGAAUUCAAAGAUAUAUAUGUUGUCUUUGAACUCAUGGAAUCUGAUUUGCAUCAGGUCAUCAAAGCUAAUGAUGAUCUGACGCCAGAGCAUUACCAGUUUUUUCUGUAUCAGCUUCUUCGAGGCUUGAAGUAUAUUCACACUGCAAAUGUAUUUCACCGUGAUCUAAAGCCAAAGAACAUUUUAGCAAAUGCUGACUGCAAGCUGAAGAUUUGUGACUUUGGUCUUGCCAGAGUGGCUUUCAAUGAUACCCCCACUGCUAUUUUCUGGACAGAUUAUGUUGCUACAAGGUGGUAUAGGGCUCCUGAGUUGUGUGGAUCCUUUUUUUCCAAGUAUACACCGGCUAUAGACAUAUGGAGCAUUGGCUGCAUAUUUGCGGAACUUUUGACUGGAAAACCUCUUUUCCCUGGGAAGAAUGUUGUUCAUCAACUAGACCUUAUGACUGAUCUUCUUGGAACUCCAUCUCCUGAAGCCAUUGCUAGGGUACGAAAUGAGAAAGCUAGAAGAUACUUGGGCAGCAUGCGUAAGAAGAAGCAAGUUCCUUUCUCACAUAAGUUUCCAAAUGCAGACCCUCUUGCUCUUCGUUUGUUAGAAAGAAUGUUGGCAUUUGAGCCUAAGGAUCGGCCUUCUGCCGAAGAGGCUCUAGCGGAUCCAUAUUUUAAAGGCUUGGCCAAGGUUGAGAGAGAACCAUCUGCUCAGCCUGUUACCAAGAUGGAAUUUGAGUUUGAGAGACGCCGGAUAACAAAGGAAGAUGUACGAGAGCUUAUAUACCGAGAGAUUCUGGAGUACCAUCCAAAGAUGUUGAAGGAAUUUCUAGAGGGAGCAGAGCCAACAGGUUUCAUGUAUCCAAGUGCUGUGGACCACUUCAAGAAGCAAUUUGCAUAUCUUGAGGAGCAUUAUGGCAAAGGAGGAACUGUUGUUCCACCUGAGAGGCAACAUGCAUCAUUACCCAGACCUUGUGUGUUGUAUUCAGACAACAAAAUACAGAAUACGUCGGAGGUUGCAGAUGAUCUAUCCAAAUGCUGCAUCAAAGAAGUUGAGAAACAGCCGGUAGAUAGGAGUACUGUUAUCCCAAUGUCUCGGCUUCCCUUACAAGCACCUCAAAAUAUUCCAGGUGUUGCAGCAAGGCCGGGUAAGGUUGUUGGUUCAGUGAUGCGAUACAACAACUGUGGGGUAGCAGUGACGGCAGAGACUGAGCAGCGGAGAGUAGUCAGGAAUCCAUCUGUUUCAGCUCAGUAUGCUGCGUCCAGCUGUUCGUAUCCUAGGAGAAACACCGGCUAUAAAAAUGAGAGGGGGACAGAGGAUGAAGGGAUUGAAGGUUCAAAUGGACUGCAGCCAAAGCCUCAAUACAUGGCAAGAAAAGUGGCUGCUGCUCCAGGUGGACCUGGUGGUCAGUGGUAUUGA
Messenger RNA from Sphenostylis stenocarpa, 1692 nucleotides. The record is from the annotation of a GenBank genome assembly. NCBI's taxonomy places the organism in Eukaryota, Viridiplantae, Streptophyta, Magnoliopsida, Fabales, Fabaceae.